Messenger RNA from Prunus mume (Japanese apricot), 2102 nucleotides. NCBI's taxonomy places the organism in Eukaryota, Viridiplantae, Streptophyta, Magnoliopsida, Rosales, Rosaceae. The record is from RefSeq and is a predicted model, not a curated record.
CGUCGGUGUGUGUUUCGUGACUGGCUGGCUGGCUACAUUUGAGUUGGGUAGGUGUGCGGGGAUUCCGCGCCACAUUUACUCAUGAAAACAAACACACAGCGAUCAAAACUUCACGGCACCAAUUACUCACAAAGCUUACGCUGAUACUUAGAGACAGAAGACACUAUGACCAUUUUGCGACUGGUGGUUAGAACAGCUCGGAAUCGGAAUUGGCGGUCAAUCUCCACUCCUUCCCAAACCCUAAACCCUCUUCCUCGUGCUCGCUCACGGGCUUUUGAGCAUCAAUUUCAUUCCAGUGCAUCUGAAAUUCAGGUGCCCAACCCGAAUGGUUCUGGACGAAAUCUUAUGUUUCCAGCUGUGUUGGCUGGUUUGCUUGGAGUUGGAGUUGGAGGGAUAGAGGUGGCUUAUGCAGAUGCGGCGGAGGAGGAUAUUUCCAAGCCCUCUUCGCCAGCUGAGUCUCCUACAACUGAAAGUCAUGUGGACCUGGAGGAAAUUGCCAAGAAACAACGACAGAAAAUUGAAGACUUGCUGAAAAGUAAAGGAAUUCGACGUGGUUCUUAUCCCCAGUUUACUGUUGCUGUGAAGGGACAAAAGGUUUCCAUCAAGUUCCAAAUUCCUCCAGCAUGUGAAGCUUCACAACUGAUUGCAAAUAUUGCUUCGCAUCUUGGACUAAAGGUAGAAGAACAUGGUGGUGGUUCAGAUAUGUCGUUACGUGCUUGGGACAGUGGAGUUGCUUGGCAACUAAUGCUAACUCACCCAGAAAAAAAGGAGGAAACUGGAAGUGAUAGAGGGGAAUUAAAAGAUGUGAAUAAACAUGAAGGAGAUCUGCGCAUCCUUGUAUUCCGCUCAGUAAUUACUCCCUCAGAUAAAGCUGACAUUGAAUUUAUGAAGGAGGGGAGCUUGAGUCCCAAAGAGCUUGAUGCUUUGGUGGCUGCUUUACAAUUAGCUGGGACAAAGUCAGGGCAAAACAGUACGUUGGAAAGAAGACCAAGAGAAGAUACCACACAAGUGCCAUCUUCAGAGAAAUUAAUAGCCAGUCUUGAGUCUAUGGGAGUGAGAAUUUAUGGAAUUAAUGAACCCCAUGUGAGUUCCUCUAGCAAAGAUAUUUCGUGGGACAAUAUUGCUGGAUAUGAUCAGCAAAAACGGGAUAUAGAAGACACUAUACUGUUGGCUCUGCUUAGUCCUAAAACAUAUGAUGAUAUUGCCCGUGGGACUCGUUGUAAAUUUGAGUCAAAUAGACCUCGAGCUGUACUGUUUGAAGGUCCACCAGGUACGGGAAAGACAUCUUCUGCUCGUGUCAUUGCUAAUCAAGCGGGCGUCCCAUUGCUAUAUGUGCCUCUUGAGGUUAUCUUGUCCAAGUACUAUGGUGAGAGUGAACGACUAUUAGGAAGAGUCUUUUCACUUGCAAAUCAACUCCCUGAUGGUGCUAUCAUUUUUCUGGAUGAGGUUGAUUCUUUUGCUAUUUCGCGUGAUAGUGACAUGCACGAAGCUACACGGAGAGUCUUAUCAGUUUUACUGCGACAGAUUGAUGGAUUUGAACAAGAUAAGAAAGUGGUUGUAAUUGCUGCAACAAAUAGAAAGCAAGACCUCGAUCCGGCCAUGAUUAGCCGGUUUGAUUCAAUCAUUACGUUCGACCUCCCUGAUCAGCGAAAUCGUAAGGAAAUAGCAGCUCAGUAUGCAAAGCACCUGACUGAAUCUGAAUUGGAUGAAUUGGCAACAGCGACAGAGGGAAUGUCUGGAAGGGAUAUUAGAGACGUGUGUCAACAAGCUGAGCGGUCGUGGGCAUCAAAGAUAAUCCGUGGACAAAUAUCCAAAGAUGGAGGAGAGCAAGGCAGCAUUCUUCUUCCGCCUCUGCAGCAUUACUUAGACAGUGCUCUGAAUCGACUCAAGGGUCUACUCACUUCCGCACAAGGAAAACCCCAAAGUUCUGAGUCUGGCACGAAGAAGCCCAAGCUUUUAGUUGAUUAAAAGUUCCUACAUCCCAUGCCCUUUUUGGUAGUUCCUUAUUUAUAUGAUGUCUAAUUAUCAGAGGUUUUCUUAAACAGCAGCAGUAGAUAUGGUCAAAAUCCAAAAUUUUAUAUAAUCAAAGUAGAAGUGAUCAA